This is a messenger RNA of Penicillium olsonii, 2685 nucleotides long. NCBI's taxonomy places the organism in Eukaryota, Fungi, Ascomycota, Eurotiomycetes, Eurotiales, Aspergillaceae. The record is from the annotation of a GenBank genome assembly.
AUGGCCAAUACUGCGGACGUGAUCGUCUUGUCGUCCUCCCCGAAUCGACCGCGUUCUCCAGCUCGAAUCGCUCCGGAUCAAGCGCGGGAAUCUAUUGCAUUGCUUCGAAGUACAACGCCCCCGCCUCCGCCCGCCACCAAGGCCAAACCUGUCAAACCUCCGACGCGUUCACGAUUUUUUGCCACCGAAGGUGGUGCAGAUACACAUGCCGAAAGCACCAAGCAAUCGAACAAGCGGGUGACCAAGAAUGCCAUAGCUUCAAUCGGCCAGGAUGAGGGUACCGCAAGCAAACCACAGCAGAAAGCCAAGCGCAGCACAAAGAAGCCAGCGUCAACCGAGCCCGGAGAUUCCCAGGCGGAGGAUGCUAACACAGAAGCAAACGCGCCGAAACAGACCAAAGGCCGUCCUAGAAAGACAACCAAGAAUAAAGCUUCAGCAAAUAUGACAUUGGCUGGUAAAGUCACGAAGACCAGCGGAGAUCUCCCACCCAAAACCGCGACCAAGCGUACGAGGAAAACGACCAAAACGGAUUCUCAGACACUAGACGAGGAGAAAGAAAGACCUGCUUUGGAAGAAUCGAAUGCCUUGGGGAAGGAUGAAGUGUUGCAUUUGGAUGAGGCUCUGCGAAGAAGGCUUGAUUGGACACCACCAAGGGAGACUCUUUGUGAUGGCCUCACGUCUGCAUCUGACGGUAAAAGUCAAGAUGAAGGCAUUGCUGGUUCGAAUGUCACACUCGGGUUCGGCAACUUGCUGUCCGAUUACAAUUAUUCUGGAAAUGCUCUAAAUCCUCGUGACCUUAUCCAGAAUUCGAUCAGCGAAGCGCCAACAAAACGUCGACGUAUAGAUCUAGUAGAUCCUUUGGUCCAGUCACUCCUCAAUGGGAAGCCUGAUUCGCUUGAGCAGACGCCCCCGCACGGUCAUGGUGUGGCCGGGAAGACCAAAAAGACAGCCAACAAUAAACCUAAAAAGUUUACCACGUUGACGGCGCGAAUGACUGCACAAUACGCAAUCAAUGAUGGGGAUGAGGAUGAGGCACCAGUCGAGUGGGCACCAGAGAUCAAAGCCACGAAAGGCAAACGAUCAAAGGCCAAAGAAGCAGCCGAAGACUCCCGUUUCACCAUUCUGUCACCUGAGGCCGCAGUUGAAUUCGUGAACGAUCAAGAUCUUGUGUUCGGCACCUGCAGUCAGCUGGAAAGAGAGGACUCGCCGGAGACGCUGCAAGAAAUGCAACAGGCAAUCCGCGCUUCAGAAACUUUGGCAUACUCCGAGGGAAUCAGCAAUCCUAACGAGAGUUCAGCUGCGGAUGCCAUGCAAACACCAUCUGCCCGUUCUGUCUCGAAAUUGACGGGCAGCCGCAACUUGUGGUGUGUUGCGUCCAGGGAUACCGAGGGAUCUUUGAUUCAAUCAACAGCACAAAAUGUGAUUGACUUGACACAUCAGAUCGAAUCCCCACUAAAUGGUCCAGAAAACGUGAAGCAAGCAUUGCAUAAAACUCUUCCAGACAAUUGGUAUGAGCAAACGUUUACGGAUAUCGAUUUCACGCCAGAGAAAAAAGGAUUGUCGGCGACAAUGAGUGAAGGCGGGUCGACUUCUACCAAAUCGACUUCUACCAAAUCGACUUCUACCAAAGAGUCACAGGCCUCGCUCUCAUCACACCCUCCAGCACCAGCGCCAGCGCCAGCAGGUGACGGGAAGAGCAAAGCUACGAAGUCCACGACGAAGGCUGGUAGUAAUCCGGCUAAUACGGUCAAAGACCAGGCAGCUGGCCAAGAGGCGCCCCCAAUGCCACAAUAUAACGGAUUCACAGACACUGAGUUGUCGAAGCAGGUGGCUACCUUUGGGUUCAAGGCAGUUAGGGGCCGCAAGAAAAUGAUUGAGCUUCUACAGCAAUGCUGGGAGUCGAAGCACGGGAACAACACUUCCGGAUGUGAAAACAUCGAUCAAACCGGGGAAGGGAAGGCCCCGAUACCUCAAAUACCCGACAUCUCAAAAUCAACAUCUGUUCCAAAGCCCAAUACAAAAGCAAAAAACCAUGCAACUACCGCAGUUGCCGACAAAUCGCCAAGGACCAAAAAGACGGUGCCUCAGUCACGGACAAGCACCCAGCCAAGUCCCAAAAAAGAUUCACGGGUUCAAAUAAAGCCCAACUCAUUCAUUGACAUUGAAGAGAUUCAAGACUCGGAAGAAGAAAUUACCCCGUCUCCAAGUCGAGUACAAAAGUAUCACAACGAUAUUACUUCAAGAAACCAGGCAGGCAACGGAGCCGCCAAAUACUCUUUAGACGUCCUCACAAAAACUCCACCACAAAGCCCAACAAAGCGCAAGGUUGUCUCAUCGAAGACAUCGAUCACGAAGAAAUCAUCUUCUGCAUCUUCUACGUCCACGACAGUAUCUCGCACGAGUAAAUCAUUGGAGCGUGUCUGUCUGGCAGAUAUUUCUACGAAAAUCACAAAGGCUGUUCGCACCCAGCCUCGGUCGUCAUCUCUUGGUAGCCGCAUGCACCCCACAUGGCAUGAGAAGAUACUCAUGUAUGAUCCUAUCGUGCUGGAAGAUUUCACAGCAUGGCUCAAUACCGAAGGACUUGGACUCGUUGGCGAGGAUCUUGAGAUUGGGACAUCAUCUGUUAGGGAGUGGUGUGAAAGCAAAGGAAUUUGCUGUUGUUGGAAGAAAAAUGCAAGCUGGUGA